UUAGUCCGUUACCAAAGGCAAAGGAAGUGUAAUCUUGGAAUUUUAAGAUCGCAGCCAAGUUCUACAUCUAGAUUCUAGAUCCUGGAUCUGUCAUUUAGAUCAACAUAAUUCUAACCUAUCUUGAUAGUUGUUCUACAAAAACUUGACUGAUGGAGUGUAACUCUAGUACCGAGCUCAUGCAAAAUGAAAGUUAUUGCGCAGACUGGACAGCUGAGAUAGACAUCAAUCUGAAAUCUGUGUUUAAACUCAAUGAGCUGAGACCCCUGCAGAGACAAACAAUGAAUGCGACUUUGGCUAAAGAGGACUGUCUUCUGAUCAUGCCCACGGGUGGUGGGAAGAGCUUGUGCUUUCAGCUCCCUGCUGUCAUUAGCAAAGGACUUACUCUGGUUAUCUGCCCCUUGGUGUCUGUAAUGGAAGACCAACAUAUGGCACUGGAGCGACUGAAAAUACCUUCAGCUAUCUAUAACUAUUCCACUCCCAGACUAGAGGUUAACCGUAUUCAGGAGGACAUGGUGAAUCCAAACGGUCAACUUAAGGUUCUCUUUAUCACUCCUCACUUACUGGUCCAUAGUUACAGGUUCAUGGGCUGCUUAAAGAAAAGUUACUCCAUUAAUCACUUGGCUCGCAUUGUUAUAGAUGAAUUUCACCUGUGCUCAAAGAGCAGUCAUGACUUCAGAGAUGACUAUGAAAUUUUGGACAUCAUGAAGCGCAAGUUUCCUAAUGCUCCCAUCUUGGGACUGACAGCAACGGCGACAGACAACGUAGUUGAAGAUGUGAAAGAGAUACUGAACAUUCCCAGAGCUCUUUUAUUUAGGGCUUCCUUCAACCGUCCAAAUUUAUUUUAUGAGGUCCUGGAAAAGCCAGAUACUCCUCAGGACACAAUGGAUAAAAUAUUUCAUCUGAUAGAACAAAGGUUCAAAGGUCAAUCAGGAAUCAUAUAUUGCUUCAAUCGCAAAGAGUCAGAGGAAGUGUCUUCUAGCUUGGAGUCUCGUGGCAUCAAGUCAAGCUGUUACCAUGCUCUAAUGCCUGCGCCAUAUCGGAACAUAGUGCAUCGACAGUGGCUUUCUGGAGACAUUCAGGUUGUUGUGGCCACAGUUGCCUUUGGGAUGGGAAUAGACAAGCCUGAUGUCAGAUUUGUUAUCCAUCACAGCAUUAGCAAGUCCAUUGAAAAUUUUUAUCAAGAAAGUGGACGAGCAGGUCGAGAUGGCCAACGGUCAGACUGUAUUGUCCUAUACAGAUUGGCGGAUGUCAUACGUCAGAGUUCAAUGGUCUUCACUGAACAAACUGGGUUACCUAAAUUGUAUGGCAUUGUCCAGUACUGUAUAGAUGUAGCAAAAUGCCGAAGAGCACUGAUAGCUCCUCAUUUUGGUGAAGUUUGGGAGAGUGCACAUUGUAAUAAGAUGUGUGACCAUUGCGCCAGUACCCAAUAUCAAGUGAGGAUCAAAGACGUCACACAGUUCAUCAAAAAUGUAUUAUCUACACUGGAUGCAGCUCAGAGAGUCACGCCAGCCAAACUAUUGGAUGCUUGGUAUGGGGCUGAUCCUGCUGGUUUCAAGGGGACAUCAAUAGUGGCACCAUCAUUAGCCAAGAAUCGAGCUGAAAGAACUGUAGCCCAGCUGCUUGUUGAGGGCUACCUCAAGGAAGAAUUCCACUUCACAGGAGACACAAUCAACUGUUACAUAAUACCAGGUCCUAAUGCUGAGCUUCUUCGCAAUGAUGAUAUUAAAGUGAAAAUAGAUUUUGUAGUCAAUGGUGGUUCUGAGACCUACUCCAUGACUGACAUUGAGCUCGACUUUGAAGAUGAAGACGAAGGUGAGUCUAACCAAAGGAGAAGAAAAAUCACCAGCCAAUUAAGAAGGACAUUCCCUAAAGGAGAGGUGAAUCUAUCCAAACGGGGUCACAGUGAUGAUGGAGUGGCCUUCGAGAAGCUCAGACACAGCUCAUCUUGUUCAUCAUCGGACAGUGAAGACAAUCUGAAAGGAGAGGUGAAUUCUUCAUCCAAACGAGGUCAUGCAGAUGAGGAGGAAAAAUCUUCAAAGAAGGCUAAAAUAAGCUCGUCAGUCUCUUCCACUGACAGCGAAGAUAACCUGACAGUCUCCAUAGAUAAGAUGAAGUCUUUGUCCCUUGAAAUGGUCUCUACAAAUGAGAAGUUGCCUUGAAAGUCUCCAUAGAUAAGAUGAAGUCUUUGUCCCUUGAAAUGGUCUCUACAAAUGUCAAGUUGCCUUGAUAGGGCAUGUAUUUAAAUUAUGCUUGGUAAAAGGAAACCACUAAGCCUUUGUAAUUUCAUCCGUAGACAACUUGUUUUACUAGACUUUUUAGACAAAUUUAUUAGACAAUGAUAUAUGAUGUUUAUAAUUUUGAUAAUAAAUAAAUAUAUUUUAUAAAUCUUA
Messenger RNA from Biomphalaria glabrata, 2390 nucleotides. RefSeq names its product ATP-dependent DNA helicase Q1-like. Bases 150 to 2159 code for a protein of 669 amino acids. The transcript is spliced from 13 exons. The record is from RefSeq and is a predicted model, not a curated record. Gene Ontology annotation, molecular function: four-way junction helicase activity; nucleic acid binding; ATP binding. Gene Ontology annotation, cellular component: cytoplasm; chromosome. Gene Ontology annotation, biological process: double-strand break repair via homologous recombination. NCBI's taxonomy places the organism in Eukaryota, Metazoa, Mollusca, Gastropoda, Planorbidae.